This is a messenger RNA of Vigna umbellata (rice bean), 1773 nucleotides long. It is a transcript of the gene LPAT5, whose product is annotated as lysophosphatidyl acyltransferase 5. Gene Ontology annotation, cellular component: endomembrane system. The record is from RefSeq and is a predicted model, not a curated record. Lineage: Eukaryota; Viridiplantae; Streptophyta; Magnoliopsida; Fabales; Fabaceae. Gene Ontology annotation, molecular function: acyltransferase activity.
ACCGUGAAAGCAGGUGGCACGCUUUGUAGUUUCCUAGAUUUUGGAGGCUUUUCUUUCACCAGUACUGUGUAUUUUGUUAAACUCGAAACAUCAAUAGUGGAGAUGAGGGUACUAUUAUUGCAGGAAGAACACUCCCCUACCCACAUUCUACACCUUGCUUCUAACUUCUAUCCAAUCUCACCGUUCAACCAAACCAGCUGCAACCUCACUUUUCACCUUGUGUUUUGUUGAUAUCACUCAGUGUCUUUCUGGGGCCGAAAAAGUGCCACAACAUUGAUCAAAGGUGCAUUCAUUUUGUACCAAAAUUGUCAAAGAUCAUUCUCUUAUUGAGUCAUCAACUACAAGGUCAAAACAGCUGGCAGAGUCCAGCUGUUUUGGUCAGCGUCACUACCAGAAACCCAGUUGCCAGAGCAAUUCUUUCUGUUUUGCCAAUCCAGGAUCAUUGAUAUCUUAUAUUUGGUCUAUUGAUUGAGGAGGCAAUUCUGGAAGAGGCAGUGCAGUAUUUUCCUCUUGUAUUCUGUGAUUGCUUUUGAUAUAGGAUAUGGCUGUUCAUACACCUGCAAGUUCAUGUUUUGGAGCAAAGUAUCAGGCUCUAGCACCAUUGAGAAUUUUAAGGGGUCUGGUGUGUCUACUGGUUCUGCUUUCAACAGCAUUUAUAAUGUUAGUGUUCUUUGGCUUUAUAAGUGCUGUUAUAGUUCGACUUUUUAGUGUCCGUUACAGCAGGAGAGCAACUUCCUUUUUCUUUGGUGCCUGGCUUGCCUUGUGGCCCUUUCUGUUUGAAAAGAUCAACAAGACUAAAGUUGUGUUUUCUGGAGAUGAUGUUCCUUCGAGAGAACGGAUCUUACUGAUCGCAAAUCAUAGAACUGAGGUUGAUUGGAUGUAUUUAUGGGACCUUGCCUUGAGGAAGGGAUGCCUUGGAUAUAUAAAAUAUAUACUUAAGAGCAGCUUGAUGAGACUUCCAGUUUUUGGUUGGUCAUUUCACAUACUAGAGUUCAUCCCAGUGGAAAGAAAGUGGGAGGCAGAUGAGUCAAUCAUGCGCCGUAUGCUUUCAACAUUCAAUGAUCCACAAGAUCCUCUCUGGCUUGCUCUUUUCCCAGAAGGCACUGAUUUUACUGACCAAAAGUGCCUUCGGAGUCAAAAGUAUGCUGCUGAACAUGGGUUACCAGUUCUGAAAAAUGUUCUACUUCCAAAGACAAAGGGCUUCUGCGCCUGUUUGCAAGAACUGAGGGAAUCUCUCACUGCAGUUUAUGAUGUUACCAUUGGCUACAAAAACCGCUGCCCAUCUUUCUUGGACAAUGUCUUUGGGGUGGAUCCUUCUGAAGUUCAUAUGCAUAUUCGUUGCAUCCCCAUCGAUACUAUCCCAGUAUCUGAAAGUGAAAUGUCUACUUGGUUGAUAAAUAGAUUCCAGUUGAAGGAUCAGUUGCUUUCCAAUUUUCAAAUCCAAGGUCAGUUUCCUGAUCCAGCAACACAAAGGGACCUCUCUGGUGUGAAGAGUAUUUUAAAUUGUAUGACAAUUGUUGCCGUGACAGGCACAUGCAUGUACUACAGUUUUUCCUCUGUCUGGUUUAAACUUUACGUGUCUCUAGUAUGUGCUUAUUUGGUUCCAGCCACCUAUUUCAAUAUUCGGCCACAGCCCAUUCACAUACCCUUUUGAAGAUGAGAUCAAAUUACCACCUUUCAAAUACAUGAAUAGGUGGAGGGUACUGUCUUUUGUUGUAUGACUGCUCUUAUAGUAUACAAGUAUGAAACUUGAUAUUACCACGUUUUGGCUUA